Molecule: messenger RNA, 7266 nt
Organism: Ictalurus punctatus (channel catfish)
Lineage: Eukaryota; Metazoa; Chordata; Actinopteri; Siluriformes; Ictaluridae
Gene: wnk4a
Product: WNK lysine deficient protein kinase 4a
Exons: 20
Coding region: 447-4991 (1514 amino acids)
Biological process (GO): intracellular signal transduction; protein phosphorylation; negative regulation of sodium ion transport
Cellular component (GO): cytoplasm; cytosol
Molecular function (GO): ATP binding; potassium channel inhibitor activity; chloride channel inhibitor activity
Source: RefSeq, a predicted model, not a curated record
CACGCUGGCCUCAGGUACAGGAGGAGGCGGGGCUCAUGCACACACAGCGGCGACUGCUCAUCUCGCGCUCGUGCGUUCAGAACAAGCUGUGCAGAGCUCGCGUUAAUUAAGCAGCGUAAACCGAAUGCGCGUGCAUCGUAUGAACCGCGGAACAAUUCGUCCGUCUCAGCUGUUUGUGUUAAAAAAAAAAAAGUAGUCAAAACCUUUUGUUAAUUCUAAGUAGAGAAUAAAUUCGCUGCUAAUUCUAUUGAUUCGACUUUUCUAAUCUCAGAUUUCAUUUUACCAGCUCAGCGAAGCAGAAAUACCGACUGACUCCAAAUAAUCACCAGCAGAACGCUAUGUCCUCAAUGACGUAAUGUAAAGGAUGUAAAGAAGAAGAAGAAGAAGAAGAAGAGGAAGAAGAAAAAGAAGAAGAAUAGGUUUAUUUGCUUGGACUCAUUCGCAGCAUGUCCCAUGCAGAAGUGGAGGUGUCUGGCCUCGGCUUUCCGAGUUUACCUGUUGAUCUUCGAGCGCACGCGCUGAGCGCCAGGAGGAACUCGUACGUGCUUCACAAACUGGAGCUCGAGCCGCAGUUCUACAGCGCGCCAUCAUGGUCCGACCAAAAUGUCCUAACCGAAAGACGCACAGAAGAAUUAAAAUCUGUCGAUAGUCCUUCAUCUCCGGCGUCUCCGCAGUCCUCAUCAUCCAAAGCGCAGUGGGACGCCGCGGUUCCGGUGGCCGUUGCGCACGAGGCGAGCUCGGAUUCGGACCCCGAGCCCACGAAAAGCAACCCAAAGUUGAUCAAAAGACUCGAAAGCCGAUGGGAGCAAGAGGAAAAGGAGGACGUGGAGACCAAAGCCGUGGCCACAUCUCCCGAUGGCCGAUACCUGAAGUUUAACGUGGAGAUCGGCAGAGGCUCGUUUAAGACCGUCUAUAAAGGUUUGGACACGGAGACCACAGUGGAGGUGGCGUGGUGCGAGCUGCAGACACGGAAACUGACUAAAGUGGAGCGGCAGCGGUUCAGCGAGGAGGUGGAGAUGCUGAAGAACCUCCAGCACCCAAACAUUGUUCGCUUUUAUGACUCCUGGAAGUCCACAGUGAAAGGACACAAGUGUGUUCUCCUAGUCACGGAACUUAUGACCUCCGGCACCCUCAAAACGUACCUGAAACGCUUUAAGGAAAUGAAGCCUAAGCUUCUUCAGCGCUGGAGCCGUCAGAUACUAAAAGGGCUCCAUUUCCUGCACACUAGAACGCCUCCUAUCAUCCACAGAGACCUGAAAUGUGACAACAUCUUCAUUACGGGACCCACAGGGAGCGUGAAAAUUGGUGAUCUUGGUCUUGCUACACUCAAGAGAGCAUCGUUUGCUAAGAGUGUAAUCGGAACACCAGAGUUUAUGGCUCCAGAGAUGUAUGAGGAGAAAUAUGAUGAGGCUGUCGAUGUAUACGCAUUUGGGAUGUGCAUCUUAGAGAUGACGACAUCAGAAUACCCAUACUCAGAAUGCCAAAACGCAGCACAAAUCUACCGCAAAGUCACAAGUGGCAUGAAACCAGACAGCUUCUACAAAGUGAAAGUGCCAGAGCUGAAAGAGAUUAUAGAAGGAUGCAUACGUAUGAACAAAGAUGAACGAUACACCAUUCAGGACCUGCUGGAGCACGUAUUCUUCCAGGAGCAUAAUGGUGUGCGUGUGGAGCUGGCAGAGGAGGAUGACAUGGAGAAGUCUAGCCUGAAGCUCUGGCUGCGGAUGGAUGGCACCAAGAAGCUCCAUGGCAAGUACAAGGACAACAAUGCCAUCGAGUUCCUGUUCGAGCUCUACAAGGACGUGCCUGAAGAGGUGGCACAGGAGAUGGUGGUGCUGGGAUUUGUGUGUGAGGCCGACUACAAAUUGGUUGCCAAGGCAAUGCGGGACCGAGUAACAGCCAUCAAACGUCAGCGCGAGAGACAGCGUCGGAUACGUGAGGAGGAGAAGAAGAAGCAGGAUGAGACCAUUGAGGAGGAACCUGAGUCACCUUUGCCUAAGAUUACUAGCCACGUGCUGGAUAGCCCCGCCUCUUCCCCAGUGCAGAUCCCACCCACUCUGCCACUUCAUGACCCUCCUGCUGUCUCUCCGGUUAUCUCCCCAGAAGGGAUCAAUGGGGGCUUUUUACAAGAACCAGAAGAACCAGAGGCCGACCAACACUUUCACAUCCGCCACACAAGCUAUUCAUCAGUUGCAUCUGACUGUGAGACAGACGGCUAUCUCAGUCCCUCUGGCUUUCAAGAUGGGCUUGAUGCUGCUAUAGGAAAUCUUUGCAGCCCUUCUACCCCACCAUCUAAUUUGGCCACACCCCCCAUCACGCCCACCUCAACUCCACCAAUGCCGCUUCUCCGCUUUCCCUCGAGCAUUGCUGUAUGUAAUAAUAUCGACAAAAAAAUAUCAGGGCCUCCUAGUCCUUUCUCCUCAUCUGUGGACAGCUAUGCCUCAGACGUGACCUCGGGUUUGAGUGACGGCUACGAGGGCCAAUCAGAGACGGGCAGCAAGUCAGCUGCCCGGCGGACAGCAACAAGACUGUUCAAGAGAAGGUCCAGGUCCCGUCUGCGCAUUACAGGGCUAUCUGAUAAAGUGGACCGGGUGGUGGAGUGUCAGCUUCAGACACACAAUGAUAAAAUGGUCACCUUCAAAUUUGACCUCGAUGGUGAUAACCCUGAAGACAUCGCUGUCGUUAUGGUGCAUAACGAGUUCAUCCUCCCCUCUGAGAGAGACGGCUUUAUUCACCGGAUACGUGACAUCAUCAAGCGAGCAGAGUCUCUAAUGGGCAAAGAUUUGGCUGGGCAGCAGGGCAAACAAGAAGGCAUGCAUUUCCCACAGCAUAACAUCGCCAGCACCAUUUCCUCAUCGCAGCCAAACCUGCAGAAUCUUGCUCGGACACAUUCCACCUCCUCUCUGCCAGAGUCCCAUGGCUCCGUGGCAGGGCAGAACGGAGACAUUACAUCACCAGUACGACCCCUCUUGCGUUCACAGUCCUUCCAUAACACACUGGGAACAUCUCACACAUUCCAUACCACAUACCCAUCCAAUCCCACCAUGUCCCUUUCAAAUCUUGGCCACAUGCAGCAGUUUCCGAUGCCCAUUAUGACCAGCUCUGCUCAACUUCCCUACCUGUACCCACCAAACCCUGGAUCCCCCAAGACUGUUCAUCCCUCACGAUCACAUGUCCAUAGUAACCCCUCCCACCUCACAUCUGCCUCUUCUGGCCCUCAUGUCUCAGAUUCCAUAAGCGCCACUGCUGAUGGUAAUCCCAUGACCACACACAUGCCCACCAUAUGGGCGCCACAAACACCCCCACUUUUCUCCUUGGCAAACAUGCUCUCCAUGGCCAUGAGCAUGGCUCAGUCCUUCAUCCCUCCCCCUAACCUGCCUGCCUCUAUGCUGCCACCCUUGCCCUCUCUUCCUGGCUUUCCACCACACUUCAGCCAUGCUAUGCCACCCCAGCCUGGGUAUCCUAUGGCAUAUGCACCCCACUAUACACUGCCUGUGCAAGCAGAUGGCAUAUACCCACCAUACAAUCCAGAUGCUCCAAAUCUGAAUCAGGAUGCUGUGUAUGGGUUUGCUCAAAGGACACAUUCCACAUUUACACAUGCACCUGGGAUGCCCACGCAUACAGACACUCAUGUGCAGCAAAUGUCCAGCAGUGUCCCACAGAAAGGGUUUCAGGGUAGUCUUCCUACACACAUCCAACACCACCCUACAAACUAUUCUCUCCCACAAGGAUAUACAGAAGCUUUUCCCAGACCGUCAAUGAGCCAAGCAAGCCUCUCCAGAUCAUCUUCCUCUGGAUUGUCAUCUUCCCCAAGACCUAGUCCAGAGAGCAUGGCUUCUUCCUCCAGUCCAAGAUCCCUUUCCCCAUCAGCAGAACCAGACACUAGUACCAGUAAUUUGUGUGAGCACAGAGAAUCUCCUGUCAGCUCUGAGUCAAAACCAGUAGUAACAGUCGGGCGCUUCCAGGUUUCACCUACAAAGGUGAUCCCACCUCCCUCUUCACCUGUUAUCAAAAGCCCCAACACUACUCCGGCCCUGACACCUGCUGUUUCACCAGACAUUCUAACCAAGAUUUCCAUUGGUUCCUCACAUGAUAAUCAAACUAAGGGGCAAUCAGGGGUAGAGAGAAACAAAAUUUCCGCCCUGAAUGCCACCUUCUCUCAGCACCUCCACAUAGAUGUUCCUGAAGCUAAACACUUCUUGGAUGCUACUCAUGACCAAAGCCAAUCAUUGGACCUUGAGCAGAAGUUGUUGUCUGAGGCUCCUUAUGAUGCGUUCUGCCUCCAUGAACAAUCUCAACAAGAUGCUAAAAUGACCUGGACUGAUGAGACCAAAGAAGAGGAGAAAGCGAAGGUACAGCAGAGUGGCGACGAGGAGCCCGACGAAGAUGACAAGGCCCAGGAGGAGCAGCAGCAGAGGAAGAAGAAAACCCGAAGGCUUGGUUCUGUACAGUCUUUGACUGGGACAUCAAUAGACAGCGGGCUUUGCGUCAUUAUGGAUCCCGAUGGGGGUCUCGGGGACGGGAUUAUGGACAGCCCUCAAUGUUCUGUCCCUCACCACAACAUGUGGAUGAGCUACACACGCACCAGUUCCUACAUGAGCAGUGACGAAUCUGAAAGUGAGGACGAGGAGAUGUGGGAUGAGCUGCAGGAGCUGAGGAAGAAGCAUUUGUCUGAGGUGCAGACUCUGCAGGCGGUACAGAAGCGAGAAAUUGAGGAGCUCUAUGAGCGGAUGGGGAAAGUUCCUCCUCCAUGCAUCCUCUCGCCAGCAACCAUGUUGUCCAGUCGGCAGCGUCGGCUCUCUAAGGGAGGAGGCUUUCCUUCAACUCGUCGUGACAGCCUUCAGAGACUGGAUAUUCUCCCUAUAACAGGGAUAAUAAGAAAGACCUCUGUAAGUGGCAGCAGCAGCGGCAGCAGCAGCGGCAGCAGCAGCAGUUCACAGGAACCAUCUGCUAAUGGGGUUACGACCUUUACUCCUGACCUUACCAGAAUGUAAACAUCCAUAACCAAGCCUGUUGGCAGAACUAGAUUAGACUACCUCAUCCAGCGCAUGCCUGCUGUUCUCUUUCUCAUCCUACUGAGGAAAGAAGACUUUACACAGACCGAUAAAAGCCUUUCGCUGCUGGCGGACGAGUGUGUGUCAGCAGCACUUCCUGUUCUGUCAGUUAUAGGAUCACAGUCACUGUCCCCGAUGAUGCUAGCAGUGUUCCACCACUGUUAGUCUGCAACCCAAGGAAAACAUAUUCUUAACUCCAGAGCGUAAAACACACUGUGUACUUGAAUACUAAUAUAUGAGACCAUGCAUAGACUUCAGUGUUGUGUACAGUCCUACAAAUCAAACAGACAAACUGCAAAAUGAACUUCCACUACUGCCAUGCAAAAACUGUGCUGCUGUGAGGAUGCUGUUGUCGCUGUCGUUUCUAUGGUGAGCUCAGUGACACGAGAGUAACGUGCCUAUUUCUGAUAGCUCACCAGUGGCUCACUAAUGACUCAAGCCUGGCCAUGUCCUUUGCACUUUUCUAAAAUAAACCGCCUGUAGAUGCAGCUGUCAGACCUGCUGAACAGGCAUGUGAUUCUUUUGGCUGUGUGGUGAGACGGAGAGAGAGAGAGUGUGUGUGAGAGAGAGAGAGAGAGAGAGAGAGUGUGAGUGAGUGAGAGAGAGCGCGCAUAACAGAAAAUCCACUGGACAGUGUAUCUCUCCUGAAUGUUUCCUGAUAUUGUGCUGUAGUAAAUGUGACAUGACUUAAUAAUCCUGAUCAAAGAAAACCAAUUUAACAUGACAUUAAACUGCUGCCUGAUAUACUGUAUACUUUAUGUAAAUGCGCAUUUUAGUUUCUAAGGUAUAUGUUCCGCUAUACGUGUCUAUUUUUUACCUUUCACUUUUUAUUACAUUAUUAAUGUGAAUCAAAACUGGAGACACGGAUCUGACGGAUGUACAGUUGAACUGAAUUGUGCAUAAUACAAGCAUUAUAGUAAGUUAAGAUAUUUUUGAAAGAUCUUGAAGCAGUGCAGUUCAGUUCUACUCUUUGCUUGUGUGCGUAGAUGGAAAUGCCUUUUUUGGACAUACAUUCACUGAUUUAUAACGAUAUACGGAGGCUACUAAUCAGCCAAAAUGCACACAGCACUUCAGCAGAUCAGAUUUAAGUUGCAGACUGUACAGCCGAGCCUAGGGUAAAUACCUUAUCUCUCUGAUGAUGUUUUAGCUCCUUUUGCUUUGAUGCACUUUGGUUUGAAGAUCUUUCUGUAUUACUUGGGAAAUCAAAGCCAGAUUGGUGCCUGGUGUUUAUAAAAAAAAAAAAAAAAAAAAAAAAAUUAAAAAAAAAUAAAAAAAAGGAAAGAAAGAAAAAAAAGAGUAUUGUUUCAUGAAUAAAUAUUUUGUAAUCUAUUUCUUACCUAAAGGUGUAUACGUAAAUGACUUUAAAGGGAUAAAAAGCUUACGCAAGGUUGUUUAAAUUUAAUAGAAAUUAUUUGUUUACCUUACCAUCCCUCUAUUAAUAAAAAUAUUAUUAAUAAUUAAUCACAAACUGUGAAAUAACAUGUUGCCUUUAAAUAAGCAGUGAAUUAAAAAUACGUGAUGAAAAUGUAUUGUUUUACAGAAUGUGAUGCCUGUUUGCAAAGCUGCUAUACUGCCAUGCAUUGUCUUUACUUUUUUUCCUCUUUUUUUUUAUACCCAAGAUGAAUUUGAAUAUACUUUAUGCUAAAAAUGUUUAUUUGUACAAAUAAAUAAAAAUAUAAAUGAAUAACAUUUGAAUGUGCAUUUGAAGGAUAUGGCACAUAUCAGACAUUUAUUUAUGUUGCAAAAAUCAAAACCUUUACAGCUUAAAAUUAUUUUCCAUUUAAACAUUAUCAACAGUUUUUCCAUUACAUGGCCAAAGCUCUGUGCAGUGCUGAACCCAUGUGCCAGAGAUCACGCUCUUUCCAUGGAGAAUAAGGUGUAGCAGUGCCCUCUUGUGGCACGUUGAUUCAAUUCCUCACAAUUAUUGACUGUAAUUCUCGUUCACAUCAGCACUGUUCUUGCAGUCUGUGGCUUUCUUGUAAAAAAUCUUCAUGAAUGAACAGAGAAGCAUCUGGUAGUCUUGAAUAAUCCAUUGAGUCUUAAAUGACUCCAUACUGGACAGAGUCGUGCACUGGCUCAUUGCUGUCCUAUUCUGCUCCAGGAACUUUACGCUGCACCUCAAACACUAGAAUCUGCGUCUAGUUAAUAUUCUUAUUAGAUAAUAUAAUCAGUUCAGGAGUCUUCAACCUUAUCCAGAAAGUGUGUUCUUGCUUGG